AUGGUUUCCUACGCGUGCUUCCGUCGGGGCGAGAUCCUGGAUCGGCGACGCCGUCUGCUCUAUGCGGAUACGAAGGGCCUGACGGCGCUGCCGGGGGACUCGGCCAACACCUCGUGUUUGCUUCGGCUGCGGCGCGGCGCCGGCCUCAAAAAUCCCUGCCCGCGCGCCUACGUGCCGGCGCGAUGCCGGCGAUGGCUGCGCGCGACCAAGCUGCAGAAUGAAGAGGAGCCAGGCGAGACGGCAGCGGUGGUGAGUGAUGCCCCUCCGCCGUACAGCAGCAUUUCUGCGGAGAACACAGCUUAUUUCGACUACAAGGAUGAGUCAGGAUUUCCUAAGCCUCCAUCUUACAACGUGGCGACAACGCUGCCUAGUUACGAUGAGGCAGAGAGAACCAAGGCUGAAGCCACAAUUCCCUUGGUUCCUGGAAGAGAUGACGACUUUGUGACACGGGAUGACUUUGACGACACCGACCAGCUGAGGAUAGGAAAUGAUGGCAUUUUCAUGCUAACGUUCUUCAUGGCAUUCCUCUUCAACUGGAUUGGAUUUUUCCUGUCUUUCUGUCUGACUACUUCAGCUGCGGGACGGUACGGGGCCAUUUCUGGGUUUGGUCUGUCUCUUAUUAAGUGGAUCCUGAUUGUCAGGUUCUCCACCUAUUUUCCUGGUUACUUUGACGGCCAGUAUUGGCUUUGGUGGGUCUUCCUUGUGCUAGAUGUUUUCUGGCAAGUGUCUUCCUGCGUUAGUGAAUUCUCCCUCAAGAAGCGACAGGACACCUGCAGGAAGUGAAUCACGUCUCUGGAGCAGAAGAAAAAAUAAGCACCUGCUUUAAAAUAAAUAAAUAAAAGUACUGUU
This is a messenger RNA of Opisthocomus hoazin, 849 nucleotides long. NCBI's taxonomy places the organism in Eukaryota, Metazoa, Chordata, Aves, Opisthocomiformes, Opisthocomidae. The record is from RefSeq and is a predicted model, not a curated record.